Molecule: messenger RNA, 1032 nt
Organism: Emiliania huxleyi CCMP1516
Lineage: Eukaryota; Haptophyta; Isochrysidales; Noelaerhabdaceae
Exons: 1
Coding region: 1-1032 (343 amino acids)
Molecular function (GO): protein binding
Source: RefSeq, a predicted model, not a curated record
AUGACCUCCACGCUGCGGAACAUCCGACUGGGGUUCGCACAGGAAGCCGCAGCGACCCGCGUUCAGCGGGCGAUGCGCGCGUUCCUGCUGCGCAAGGGCACCAUCAUCAUCACGAUCCUCAUCACCAAGAUACAGGCCGCUGCGCGCGGCCUCAACACUCGCACUUCUCCGAACAACUUCUUCAAGGCCUGCCCGCCCAGCGGGCGCACCGCCGACCUCUUCCUCAGCCGCGUCUACGGUGGCCACGAGGGCGGGCGGCGGCGCGGCGGCGGCUACGUCGUCGAUUUCAUCUACUGUUUGCGCUCGACCCGUCUUCCUCUCUCUCUUCCGGAAGCGCUGGCCCGAUUCCCUCUCGAAUUAUACAACCCUCACGACACAGUGCGCGACUGCCACGGAACCAACGGGUUCUGCAACCAACACGAGGUCAACGGAGAGCAGCUGAGCCUGCCUCCGCCCUCGUCCCCCUUCACCUCCGGUGAGUCGCCCUGCCCCAGUCGUCCAGAGCACGACCUCUGGCGAGCCAGCCCGCGGUCACUUGAUGACCCCCCCAAGAGCACCAAGAAGAAGGCAAGAAAGAACAAGAAAGCCCGCGACGCCAAAGCUGCGGCUGUGGCCGCUGCAGCGGCCGCAGAGGCGGCGGCGCGGAAGGCUGCAGCCGAGGAGGCUGCUGCAAAGGCGGCUGCUCAGGCGGCCGCUCAGGCCGCUCAGGCGGCCGCUCUCGGACGGUACAGGUUGGUCAACGCUUGGUUCUAUCCACGCGGCGACUGGUACACCUUCUACUGGGAUGGCAGCUCGGCCGACAAGGUCGCAAGGCGCGCUACCUACCCGACGCUCGAGCACGACGACCACGACCCCGGCCCCCUCGCAGAGCGCAUCAGGCGCGACAAGCGCGAAGCGUCCCACCGCUCCUCCGACGACUCCUCCUCCGACCGCGACUCGUGCGGCACCGGCUCCACUAGCGAGGCGAAUGACAUAUUCGACACCCUCGAAGACCAUCUCGGCUACGGUUCCGACUCCGGCUCCGGCUGGUAG